Messenger RNA from Strongyloides ratti, 699 nucleotides. Its product is annotated as EG:8D8.7 protein. The record is from RefSeq and is a predicted model, not a curated record. NCBI's taxonomy places the organism in Eukaryota, Metazoa, Nematoda, Chromadorea, Rhabditida, Strongyloididae. Bases 1 to 699 code for a protein of 232 amino acids. Gene Ontology annotation, cellular component: membrane. The transcript is spliced from 2 exons.
AUGGUUUAUGGAUGUGGAAACCAACUUAUAAAAUUUUUUGUUUUUGCUUCUAAUUUUUUAAUUUUUUCAUUGGGAGCAGUAAUUUUUUCUGUAUCACUUUGGGCAAAUUUGGAUACAAAAUUUUCAUAUCACCUUCGUCAAUAUUUUGAAUCAUUAAGUUUAUAUGAUAGUUAUGUUGAAGAAUUAGCCAAGUAUCAAGCAUCUUUAUGGGUAUUAGUUGCUAUUGGUGCAUUACUUCUUUUUGUUGGUUUUCUUGGUUGUUGUGGUGCUUGUAGUGAAAAUUCUGUUCUCCUUAGUUUAUACGGAAUUAUUCUUUUUAUUCUUACUUUAAUACAAAUUGGUGCAAUUGUUAUGGCUUUAAUGAGUAGACCUGAAUUUGAAGAGAUAAUAAUGAAAGCAUUGAAAUAUUCUGCUAAGGAUGAUCUACGAAGAAAACAACUACUUCCAAUUGAGAAAGCAUUUCAAUGUUGUGGUGCUACCCCUGAUACAAAAGAAAUGUUUAUACAAUUAAAUGAAUGCCCAGAAAAUUAUACUGAAUUUCCAGAUUGUUACACGGUUAUUACAGAUUUACUUUCACAAAAAUCUGAAGUUUUGGCUGUUGUUGGAUUACUACUUAUUAUAAUUCAAUUUUUCGGUAUUAUAUUUUCUUGCGUUUUAUGCAAAGCAUUCCGUGACCGUGGAUUAUCAUAUUAUGCUUAA